This is a messenger RNA of Colletotrichum lupini, 1287 nucleotides long. RefSeq lists its product as uncharacterized. The transcript is spliced from 12 exons. The record is from RefSeq and is a predicted model, not a curated record. Bases 1 to 1287 code for a protein of 428 amino acids. Lineage: Eukaryota; Fungi; Ascomycota; Sordariomycetes; Glomerellales; Glomerellaceae.
AUGGCUGCUGACCUUGCAAUACAGUACCGUGAGAUCAACGAUAAGAGCAAUCCCUGCUACUUCAUCCUAAUGUGCCCUUUCGCCAUGCGCACUACUGGAGCAAUGAGCGGAAUGAAAAGCCAAGAUUGGCGAGCUAGCCCUGUCAUUCGUAAUUGCAAGCAGCUUUCCCCGGCCCUCUCUAUCAGUGCCCUCAGCUCCUCGUCUGGUCCUUUCCUCUUGAGCACAAGCACCAAAUUGACCAACACAAAAGGGCCUGGGCCUGGGCGCAUCUGGCAUCCCCACAUCCGCAUCUUAGUGCGCGCACUAAGGGUGCCAGGCGCCGGGCGGGCAGAGGAUGUGCUCCACGCCACCCUGGGGAACAUGAGCAAGGUUGACGGGCCUGUUAGGUUGCGGAUUGCAGCCGUCGUAUCUGUGUGCCCAAUCCAGUCAACGAGCGCGUGCGACUCGGCUGUCGAGAUUGGCCCAGCACAAAAGUGCCAUGCUUUUCGCUUUUCAGCUUCGGUCGGCUCCGCCAUUCCAAUUGAUGUGUCUGAUGAUAAGCUUAAGGUGAGCUCCGACGACGCCAAUGCGAAACUGAGCCUGGCUCACAGCUUGCCAGCCUGGCUCCUUCGCUGUCCUCCGACAGUCAUCUAUCUACAAUUGAGUCUUUGCGCGCGCAAGACUGAUCCCUCGAUGCCCGUUACGGAAGAGCCAAGUGACCAUUAUCAGAAAUAUAUGCGAGAAAGGGAUAUGCCCAGCAUCCCCGUCGGCUCCCGCAUUGAGAGCGGAAAUGAUUAUCAAUGGGCUGAGACGCUACCACGUGUGGUCUCCGCCCCCAGAUCCAACAUCGCGGACCGCCGCAUUCGCAGAGUGGCAACGACAUUACCUUACUCCGUACUCCGUAAAGAUAGAGCCUUAGGAACUCGCAACUCCACUCCCGGAUAUUCGGAUCACAUUUUCGUACUCCAUACACAGCAAGCACAUGACGGGCGCUGGGUCUCACUCUUGACUACUGGGAAACAGAUUUCCCACGAAUUGACAUCUAUCCAUGUUCGUACAGUUCAAGUAAUUCUGUUCAAUGAUCGUUACGUCAUUUUCAUUAAUGUAAUUUAUCCACUUAUUUUUCUCCAGGAUGUGGAUGAAAAAGUCUUCAUACUGAUCGCGAAGGAACAGGCCUCCGUCCUAAGAUCCUACGAACUACUUUCUACUACAUAUUCCCCGGGCCGUACCGUUGAAUCUACAUUUGGCGAACGACGAUGCCUACAACUGAGUCUUAUGGGAGCCGGCGAUGCAGAGAUUGAAUUUUAG